AUGGUUGAGCCAGGGGCCUGUGAUCAAAGUUUUGGUAUUCAUGUCGCAGAAUUUGCAAACUUCCCAGAAAGUGUUGUCACUCUUGCUAGAGAAAAGGCUGCUGAGUUGGAAGAUUUCUCGCCUAUUUCUAUCAUCUCAAAUGAUGCCAAAGAAGAGUUGGGAUCUAAACGGAAGAGAGCGUGUGACCCCAAUGAUAUGUCCGUAGGUGCAGCCCGAGCUCGCCAGUUCUUGAAGGACUUCUCAGAGUUGCCACUAGAUAAGAUGGACCUCAGGCAGGCCUUGCAUGAAGUGAGCAAACUGAGAAAAGACUUGGAGAAUGAUGCUGUGAACUGUCGCUGGCUCCAGCAAUUUUUUUAGUUUUCUUCAAAAGUGGUCCACAAUUUUGGUUUUUUGGUAGGCCUUGUAGCCCUGUAAAUGAAAUACAAGGCAAAUAGGCAGUAGUCCCAUGUGAAAUGGGCACAAUGCCCUUACAUAUUGCUCCCUUUUGGCCCCUUAAUGUCUUUUAUUUGGAAGUCUUGUGUGCUUGCACCCCUAUAGAUACUCUAAAGGGUGCAAAUGUCUUUUUAAUCGAAAUUUUUUUGAAG
This is a messenger RNA of Ilex paraguariensis (yerba mate), 584 nucleotides long. Lineage: Eukaryota; Viridiplantae; Streptophyta; Magnoliopsida; Aquifoliales; Aquifoliaceae. The record is from the annotation of a GenBank genome assembly.